AUGGACUAUUCCAACUACCCAGAUAAUCAAUCCCAGCCAUUCUCGCUUUAUGGGCUGCCCACCCCCGACCAGCAGCCUCAGCCACCCUCGGACAAUGGGCUCCGCGAUCCCUUCUCACUGAACAACUAUAACCAGUACUUUCCCGGCUUCGAUCCUUCUGUCCGCCUCGACCCCUCCUCAUCCUUCGUGCCGCCGCCACAUUCGCCGCCGGACUCCUAUAGCAAAACCUCCGUCUCUAGCCAUGACCCGAAUAAUAAUACCAAACCAGGCACCUCCUCUAUUGAUGGAGAUGAGAAUCUGUUUGGCGACCCGGCUCUAGGUCGAAGCAGCAGCGAGGAGAAGGAAUCGAUGACGCCAGCGCAAACGAAGCGCAAAGCGCAAAACCGAGCAGCUCAACGCGCAUUCCGCGAACGAAAAGAGAGGCAUGUGAAAGACCUAGAGGAUAAAGUCAACAGCCUGGAGGAUUCAUCCACCUCUCUUAAUGCAGAUAAUGAGCGCCUGAGGCGCCAGCUCGCCAAAUACGCAACGGAGAAUGAGAUUCUGCGUGCCACAUCACAUUCUCUAAAUGGCAAUAACAAUCGUCCGCCAAAAGAACAACCUCAAGCCCCCGUUACGGGACCCAUGGAAUAUACUCCCAUCGACUUCGUUUCCAAAGUCACGUCCGAGGAAUCCGGAUGGGUUCCACACCCUGGUUCGACACCGCUCAGCCCUCAGAGUCCGCAGCAGCACCGUAUCACGGUGUGCCAGGCUACCGGCGAGAAGCUUCUUGGCCCCGGCGCGACUUGGGACCUUAUCCAGAACCAUGAGCUCUUUAAGCGUGGUGAAGUGGAUAUAGGUAUUGUCACAGACAAACUCAAGGGCCUAGCCCAGUGCGAUGGCCAGGGCCCUGCUUUUAAAGAAGGCCAAGUGCGCUUGGCUAUUGAACAGAGUGCGGCCGAGAGAGAUGACCUACUUUGA
Messenger RNA from Penicillium waksmanii, 957 nucleotides. RefSeq names its product putative bZIP transcription factor (Fcr3) (gene rsmA). Bases 1 to 957 code for a protein of 318 amino acids. Gene Ontology annotation, cellular component: RNA polymerase II transcription regulator complex. The transcript has 3 exons. Gene Ontology annotation, molecular function: DNA-binding transcription activator activity, RNA polymerase II-specific; transcription cis-regulatory region binding. NCBI's taxonomy places the organism in Eukaryota, Fungi, Ascomycota, Eurotiomycetes, Eurotiales, Aspergillaceae. The record is from RefSeq and is a predicted model, not a curated record.